Messenger RNA from Trichogramma pretiosum, 1492 nucleotides. RefSeq names its product lipase 3-like. The coding region runs from base 15 to 1295 and encodes 426 amino acids. The record is from RefSeq and is a predicted model, not a curated record. Gene Ontology annotation, molecular function: hydrolase activity, acting on ester bonds. The transcript is spliced from 8 exons. NCBI's taxonomy places the organism in Eukaryota, Metazoa, Arthropoda, Insecta, Hymenoptera, Trichogrammatidae.
UAGUUUAUAUUAUCAUGAAAGAAUUUAGUCCAAUAAGUUUCGUAAUAUUUUCCUGUUUACUCCAAGUCAAUACAUACCGUAUCCGCGGGGCGAACGAGAAGAGUUUUGUAAAACUAAAAUCCAAGUCGGAGCUAGCCAAAGCCGACACGGAAUUUGAUCCUCUGGAAAACAUCGACCCAGAAGUGGAUUGCUAUUAUCUCAUCAAAAAUCGGAAUUACACCGUGGAAAAACAUGUCAUUACGACAGACGGCUACAGAAUAGCCAUCUACCGAAUACCGAGCAGCCCGAAAAAACCCAGCGUGAAGCGGCUUCCUGUUGUCAUGCAGCACGGUUUGCUCAUGUCGUGCUUUGAGUGGAUUUUUGCUGGGCCGAGACACGAUUUAGCUUUCAUGCUCGCUGACCUUGGCCACGAUGUGUGGAUUACCAACAUAAGAGGUACGGUCUUCGGCCGAUCGCAUCUCACUCUGUCGCCCGAUCACGAUCCUGAAUUUUGGGAAUUCAGCUAUCACGAAAUGGCCACCGUAGACAUGGCCAAUAUAAUCGACUACGUUUUGGAUGUGACGAAUCAGAAGCAAAUCAUGUAUGUGGGUCACUCCAUGGGUACUUCCAUCAGUUACAUUUUACUGUCGACCAAGCCGGAGUACAAUGAAAAAAUAAAACUCGUCGUCAGCUUUACCCCCGUGGCUUAUUGGUACGAUCCGCAGGCGAGUUUCAUCGGCAAUAUGAAGCCGCUUUUAAAGCCGUGUAUGAGAUUUUUAGAAAGUACCAGAAUGCACGAAAUCUUGCCGGUAUCGACGGCUUUGAGCAACAUGUUAAACAUUUUGUGCGACAAUCGAGAUACGAUAUACAAAGAAUUAUGUCAGUACUUGAUUUUUUUCUCGUUUGGCUAUAAUCCUGACCAAGUGCCCGAGACGCCGAAUGUUGUUAAAUUCUUCAGAUAUUUUCCUGCAGGAGCUUCAAGGCAAACGUUGAAACAUUUUACUCAAAACAUUCUAGAAGGUGAGUUCAGACCAAUAGAUUUCGGCCCCGAGAAAAAUAUGAUAAAGUAUGGAACCCCAGAUGCCCGUCCGUACAAUCUGAAAAAAAUAUCUGCACCUGUAGCAUUAUUUUACGGAUACGGAGAUACUUUGAUAGCUCCCCAUAAUGUUGUUUAUUUGUCAAAAGUCUUACCUAACGUGGAAGUGAUCGAAGCUGUUCCCCACGAAAGAUUCAAUCAUUUCGAUUUUGUCAUCGCCAGAGAUGUUAAAAAGCUUCUCUAUGAUCGAGUCAUGGAGGUUAUGGCUAGAUACUAUUAAAAAUUGUUAAUGCAAAAACUUUGAAUAACUUCUCAUCAAGUUCAAGUAUAUAUAGCAUCAUACAGAGAUCAGACUGAAAAUAAUAAUUUUUAAUGUUUUUUUUUUUAUAACUCAAACGUAAUACAAUUUUUGUCGACUUUAUCAGUUGAAUUGUAGGAAGAAUUUUUUACUGUUGAAUCAAACUUGCCAACCCUAUU